AUGGCGUCCUCAGCGGGACUCCCACCGCUCGGCCCGGACAGAGCCGUUUCAUCCUCCGGCCCCCACUCUGGGGGCAGGCCGCCUCUCCGGCCCCAUCACUCGCAUCAGGCUCACUCCACCCCGGGCUGUCUGAUGCUGGAAUCAGUGGACGACGCGGAGGGUCUGUACGUGGCGGUGGAGCGGUGCCCCCUGUGCAGCACCUCCCGCCGCAGGCUCACCUGUGCCCGGUGCGUCCGGGCCGGGGACUUCGUGUACUUUGACGGAAGGAACACGGAGAGAUACACAGAAAAGUUGGAGCGGCUGAAGAAGCUGAAGGAGGAAAAGGAGCAGCUGCAACACAGAGUCAUCCAGGCCAUGGACAAGAAGCUGCAGGCUGAUGAGAUGAAAUGGAAGCUUAUGUCGUGUAAGAUGAAGAUCGAGCAGCUGAAGGAGGCGGUGGCCUGGGGCAACGAGGAGGUGAAGAGCGAUAAAGACCUCCACCUGCGCUCUCAGGAGGAGAGUCAGCGGCUGCAGCGUCGGGCCGGACGCCACCAGGAGAAACGGGACAAAAUUGAGCGUCACAACCGCCGUCUGGGGGAGCUGCUGGAGAGACGCAGCCGGGAGCUGCAGAGCAGACUGAGUCAGCUGGCUGCUCUGAGACGAGAACACAUCCUGGAGCUCACCACACACAUCUUCCCCACACAGGAGGAGAAACAGGGCAGCAGAGACCCCGCGGACGUGGUGGCAGAGUGCGACCCAGCGUUGACCUCCAGCACGGUGAGCGAGCUGGCCGAGGCUCGGAGGACCACCUACCUGUCGGGACGCUGGAUCUGGGACGACCAGAACGGUGAGACCAGCAUCAGCAUCACGGGACCCCCUGUCACCUUGCCCAGCAACGGAGACUGCUCCGCCUACUACAGCUGGGUGGAGGAGAAGAGCACCAAUCAGGGCCCAGAGCUGGACCACAUUAACCCAGCUCACACCAUCAGCGCUGCUCUCUGCUACGCCACGCAGCUCGUCACCAUCCUGUCUCACAUCCUGGACGUCAACCUACCCAAGAAGCUGUGCAACAGCGAGUUCUGUGGAGAGAACCUGAGCAGAUAUCGCUUCACCAGAGCUCUGAGCAAACUCAACACCAACAUCCUCCACCUCUGCUUCUCACAGCAUGUCGACAGUGAGAAGCUUCACCCUCAUCACACUCUGAGGAACAUCAUGUUUCUGGUUUCCCCCAACAACGACAACCUGGGCAGGACGGGUCCGUUCGAGGUGAGCGCUGACCUGGAGGAGUCGAUGGAGUUUGUGGAGCCCGAGGCCGCGGGGCCGGCGGAGGAGAGCGGAGACGAGGCUGUGACGGACGAGGAGACGGACCUGGGGACGGACUGGGAGACGGUGCCCAGUCCACGAUUCUGUGACAUCCCAUCACAGUCCAUGGAUCUCUCCCAGAGUGCGUUGCAGGUUUCCCAGCCCUCUGCUAACACUGGCGGGAUGAUCUCGUCUGCUGCUGCUUCCGUCACCUCCUGGUUCAGAGCUUACACCGGCCAGCGCUGAUCAAACCGGAAUGAACCGGAUCUUACAAUGUGAACCAGCCAGGAUUGGACUGGUUCAGAUCUGGACUCCUGGAGGUCUCAGACCUUGGCCUGGUAUGGAGCAGAGUGGACUGGGCUCAGAGGUCAGCCAGUAGAUGAGACUCUAGUGACAGUAGAAAGAUCAGACUUUUUUUCUGUACAGCUGCCUGGAGCUCUGAACAUCCAGGCAGUCAAAAUAUCAAGAUUAUGAAACUUCAUGAAGCUUAAUGAAACUUCUUAAACCUUUAUCUAAGUCAUCUAAAUCUUCUGAGCUUCACGGUGUGUCAUUUGUGCGUCAGACCACAUGGACCUGAACACACAUGGUGUAAGCCAGACGCCCACAUCCGCUGUUUUCUAUGUAGCACACACACCAGCAAUUUUGGAGCCUUGUGAGACACUAAAACUGGCCACCGAAGCUAAGAAAAGAAAAAUAAAUCAGUCAAAAACAUCGGAGCAGACCCGAUUAGGUUCAUAAAAUGCUGAAAUGUUUUCUGUGACAGGUUAAACUAGACUUGCAGGCAGCAGGUACACCGGGGCCCAACCACCCGACGCACCAUGAUCUGUGUGUGUGAGCGUCCUCUCAUGAAGCCUCAUGAAGUUUUAUGAAGCUUAAAUGAACUGUAAACAUUUACUGUAGUUUGUUAAGCUGCCAAGCACACACACACACACACACACACACACACACACACACACACACACACACACACACACACACACACACACACACACACACACACACACACACACACACACAAUCACCCAUAUACAGUGGACUAUUUAAACUGAGCACACAACAGUCACUCGUCCUCAUCGACUGACUUAUUCCCCAAACUUUAUUUUGACUCUUGUAUAAAAUUACUUUGGCAACACUUUACGUUAAGUCCCCCUAUUUAGCAUUUAUAAUCAGUAUAUAAACAUGUAAUAACUGGUUUAUGACUCCAUGAUGUAGCUGUAAGAUUUUCGUUUUUGUUUUUUUUGGGCCCGAUCCCGUUCAGAGUCCUUUUAAUGUUUAUUAUCUGCUGAUAUCAGAUCCGAACUGAAACCUAAAAAUUGAUUAAAUGUGUCUCUGAUGCACUGAAACAGCUGCACAUACUAAAUCUCAAGUUUUACUGGAUAAAGUUUGUAAUUUUAAAUUAUUGAUCUUAUCUGAAUGAACGUUUUACUGGAGAAUGUUGAGUCCUGAAACUGAUGUGAUCCACUAGAGAGAGGACGUCUCACUCUGUCGGAGUUCUCGGGACUACAGAAACACUCUGACUGUACAGUGGUGGUGUAGUGGAGCUUCUUCCCUCACUGAGGAUCUUUGGUCAAGUUCAGACUCAGUCAAGUUUCACUUUGUUCAGUCGUCAACUUUUGUCACUGAGUUGACUUUAAUUCCCGGAUGGUAAUGAGCAGAACUCAGUGUUCAUCAGCGUCUCUGUCACCGGCUCCAACUCCUCCGUCAGCGGAGGCUGCUGGAUGAACAGACGAUGAACCACAACACAGUGAAACACAGGAAGGAAAAACAGAAAAUAUGUGGAACAGACACUGGACGUUAGUAGACACUUCAACAUCUGCUCACAGCUGCAUUACAGCCUGGCAGAAAUCAGUUAUUACAUGUUAGGGCUGCAAUCGAUUCAUCUGCAAAUUGUUUUUUGAUUUAUUAAUGAUUCCUUUUGUUUAUGAAAUACAAGAAAAGGAUUUUUAAAAACCGAUGAUAUCUUCAGGUGUGUGGGAAAGCAUCUAAUCCUCCCAUUUGAGAAGCUGGAACCAGCAAAUAUUUUGACUAAAAAAUGGACUGAAAUGAUUGAAAUUAUUGUUCUGUCUGCUUGUUGCAGCUCUGGGUUAUCUGCUGAUGACACAUGAUAUUUAGCGGGACUUGAAGUGUUUCCUUCACUUCUUGCUUCAGGGUCACGAUAUUCUUUCAUCUGUCUGCCUGUCUGCCUGUCUGCCUGUCUACCUGUCUACCUGUCCGCUCACCACAAAGGGAAAGUUUCUGCUUUAAUUGACUCCGUUUCUUUUUGUUAGUUUUUUUUUUUUGGUCUGUGAUGACGGGAGCUUCUGUUUCAGACGGUAAUCAAGAAACAAAGUGACUCCUGAACGCUGCUGCAACAGGUUCAACGAUGAUGACGAUGGCAACAGUGCAAACAAACAAACAUUGGUUACCACGGUGAUAACAUGGUUAUCUUCCCCACCCCCCGUCAAACUGAACAUGGUGGAAAAAAAUCCAACACACAACGAGACGCUGUUCACACUGGACAAUAAAUGAGAAAACAGAAUGAAUCAGGUUCAGUCUGUUUAUAGAAGAUUUAGUUUCUUUAAGUAAAAAUCCUUUAUUUUUCUUCAGGAUGGAAAAGCUUUUUGCAGCAUCGUGAGACACUCAAACUGUCCACUAAAGCUGAGAGAGAAGAGAAAUAAAUGGAUGAAAAAAUCCGGCCCGACCAGAUUCAGUUGAAGAGAUUCUACUGUAUGAACUGUUUGCGUUUAACUAGACUUGAAAGCAGGCGUAUCAGGGUCAACCAGUCGACACUAAGAGCUGAACCCGAAGGAGAUCCGUUGUUUUCCGCCGGUAAAUGUUUCUUUGAAGCAAUAUCACGCACUCAGAGGAAGUGAUGUUAGUGUGGAAAGGAGGACUGGCUGAUUGUUUCUUCCUGUUAAAGGAACAAAGUGUGUUUUAAAAGUUGUAUGAAUUUUUCUCUGUUGAUUUAAAAUAAAAUCCUGUUUUCUGGUUUUGG
Molecule: messenger RNA, 4255 nt
Organism: Xiphias gladius (swordfish)
Lineage: Eukaryota; Metazoa; Chordata; Actinopteri; Istiophoriformes; Xiphiidae
Gene: atg14
Product: autophagy related 14
Exons: 11
Coding region: 1-1527 (508 amino acids)
Biological process (GO): cellular response to starvation; mitophagy; autophagosome assembly
Cellular component (GO): mitochondria-associated endoplasmic reticulum membrane contact site; autophagosome; phosphatidylinositol 3-kinase complex, class III
Source: RefSeq, a predicted model, not a curated record